Molecule: messenger RNA, 2852 nt
Organism: Cebus imitator (Panamanian white-faced capuchin)
Lineage: Eukaryota; Metazoa; Chordata; Mammalia; Primates; Cebidae
Gene: CYP19A1
Product: cytochrome P450 family 19 subfamily A member 1
Exons: 9
Coding region: 39-1550 (503 amino acids)
Molecular function (GO): heme binding; iron ion binding; monooxygenase activity
Source: RefSeq, a predicted model, not a curated record
GACUCUAAAUUGCCUUCUCUGAGGUAAAGGAACACAAGAUGGUUUUGGAAAUGCUGAACCCGAUGCAUUAUAACAUCACCAGCAUGGUGCCUGAAGCCAUGCCUGCUGCCACCAUGCCAAUCCUGCUGCUCACUGGCCUUUUUCUCUUGGUGUGGAAUUAUGAGGGCACAUCCUCAAUACCAGGUCCCGGCUACUGCAUGGGAAUUGGACCCCUUAUCUCCCACGGCAGAUUCCUGUGGAUGGGGAUCGGCAAUGCCUGCAACUACUACAACCGGAUGUAUGGAGAAUUCAUGAGAGUCUGGAUCUCUGGAGAGGAAACACUCAUUAUCAGCAAGUCCUCAAGUAUGUUCCAUGUAAUGAAGCACAAUCAUUACAGCUCUCGAUUUGGCAGCAAACUUGGGCUGCAGUGCAUUGGUAUGCAUGAGAAAGGCAUCAUAUUUAACAACAAUCCAGAUCUCUGGAAAACAACUCGGCCCCUCUUUAUGAAAGCUCUGUCAGGCCCUGGCCUUGUUCGCAUGGUCACAGUCUGUGCUGAAUCCCUCAACACGCACCUGGACAGGUUGGAGGAGGUGACCAAUGAGUCAGGCUUCGUCGACGUGUUGACCCUCCUGCGUUGCGUCAUGCUGGACACCUCUAACAUGCUCUUCUUGAGGAUCCCUUUGGACGAAAGUGCCAUCGUGUUUAAAAUCCAAGGUUAUUUUGAUGCAUGGCAAGCUCUCCUCAUCAAACCAGACAUCUUCUUUAAGAUUUCUUGGCUAUACAAAAAGUAUGAGAAGUCUGUCAAGGAUUUGAAAGAUGCCAUAGAAGUUCUGAUGGCAGAAAAAAGAUGCAGGAUUUCCACAGAAGAGAAACUGGAAGAACAUAUAGACUUUGCCACUGAGUUGAUUUUAGCCGAGAAACGUGGUGACCUGACAAGAGAGAACGUGAACCAGUGCAUGUUGGAAAUGCUGAUUGCAGCUCCUGACACCAUGUCUGUCUCUCUGUUCUUCAUGCUAUUCCUGAUUGCAAAGCACCCUAAUGUGGAAGAGGCAAUAAUGAAGGAAAUCCAGACUGUUGUUGGUGAGAGAGACGUAAAGAUUGAUGAUAUACAAAAAUUAAAAGUGGUGGAAAACUUCAUUUAUGAGAGUAUGCGGUACCAGCCUGUUGUGGACUUGGUCAUGCGCAAAGCCUUAGAAGAUGAUGUAAUCGAUGGCUACCCAGUGAAAAAGGGGACGAACAUUAUCCUGAAUAUUGGAAGGAUGCACAGACUCGAGUUUUUCCCCAAACCCAAUGAAUUUACUCUUGAAAAUUUUGCAAAGAAUGUUCCUUAUAGGUACUUUCAGCCAUUUGGUUUUGGGCCCCGUGCCUGUGCAGGAAAGUACAUUGCCAUGGUGAUGAUGAAAUCCAUUCUCGUUACGCUUCUGAGAAGAUUCCACGUGAAGACAUUGGGAGGAGAGUGUGUUGAGAACCUACAGAAGACAAACGACUUGGCCUUGCACCCAGAUCACACUAAAAGCAUGCUGGAAAUGAUUUUUACCCCAAGAAACUCAGGCAGGUGCCUGGAACACUAAAGAAGGCCGGUCAGUACCAACUCUGAAGCAUUUCUCAUCAGUAGUUCACAUAUAAAUCAUCCAUCCUUUCCAAUAGUGUCAUCCUCACAGUGAAAUCUCAGUGACCAUGAUUUUAUAGGCAUACCUCCUGUGGGUUGUCAGCAAGCUGGGUGCUAUUGGUCAUCUGCCCCUAUUCACACCAGAGAACCAGAUUACAGGAGAAAAGGCAGAGGCCAAGAGUUUGAGGGAGAAAUAGUGAAGAAACUGUAUCCUUAAAGGCCCGAUUCCACCAAAAGUGCUUUGAGAAGGAUGGGCCUUCAUUAGCAAAACGUAUGUCUGGUUCCCCACUGGAGCUCUACUGCCUCACCCCAAGGGCAUUUUUAUGUCUAGGGCAGAAACACUCAAGUUGAUUAGAAAGACCAGGCCAAUGUCAGGGUACCUGGGUUCAAACACACAUGCUAUUGUGAAUUAAAGUACUUUAAUUUUGUUUUCUGUGGGAGUGGGACAGCAACAUUCAUACUCUUUGAAGAAAUGCUUACAAAUUCAGCAUUUAACCCUUCCUGUGAUUAAGCCCAAUUAACUCCUGUUUGUGCACAUAUGAUCUGUCUGUGGGAAAAGUUAAAUCAGAGGAAAUUAUUUUCCAGUCUGUCAAUUUAUGCCUCAGCCAUUUGCCUGUGCUCCAAUUCAUUGUAUUACCUAUAGAUUCAAGUAAUACAAGCUAAUUUAGUAAUAGCCUGGGUUAAGUAUAAUUAGGACCCUGUGUCUGCUGUAGAAAAAAAAAUCACAUGAUAUACUUCAAAUAAAAAUCCUUUUGGCAUUUUCCAUUGUUGCUUAACUCAAUUAGUGUGGCUAACCAGGAUAUCAUUGUAAAUGUGGCAUUGAUUUGCUCUCACCACAGCUUCAGUGAUUGGGAGAGGAAAAGUCCUCCACAUCUGUAUCUAAUUCUACAACCCAGUGGGCUCAAACUUGUAAGGAAUGCUCCUCUCCUCCCCUUAUCCUUCUCCCUUGACAUUUUCUCCCUCUUUCAUCCCUUGACCCCAAAAGCCAGGGGCAACAGACACAUAAACGUGGUCAGAGUAGAAUCCCUGCAGUAUUUUUUGAUCCUAUCUCAACUGUAACUGUUACCUGAGAGAUUUAACGUUAUCUAGCUCAUAAUUGUAUGUGGUCAUGGAUAAAAUACACACCUUGGAAUUAGCUUUCUAAAGGAAAUCAGAUGAAUGGAUUAACUUUCCAAACACCACUUUACUUGUGUUAUAUAACCAAUAUGACUGUCUCUACUGAAUGUCAUUGAAAAACUGAAAAAUUAAACUUAUUUACAAAUAG